Molecule: messenger RNA, 453 nt
Organism: Pseudozyma flocculosa PF-1
Lineage: Eukaryota; Fungi; Basidiomycota; Ustilaginomycetes; Ustilaginales; Ustilaginaceae
Exons: 1
Coding region: 1-453 (150 amino acids)
Source: RefSeq, a predicted model, not a curated record
AUGCUCAUCCCAUCUCGGCUCGCCACCCUCACCCUCCUCGCCGUCCUCGGCGCAGGUGCCGUGACCGCCGUUCCCUUCGACUUCUCAAAGGAGACGCUCGUCAAGGCGAUCCUCAACAACAAGCUCGACGAGUUCUACGAGAUGUACGCCCAUCGAUUCGGCCGGGAAGCGCGCGAACUGCCCAACGUCGAUGCCCAGUUCCUCCCCGCCGAGGGCACCGAGCGGUUCGAGGUGAUGCGAGACGCCCUGCCGCACUGGUACCCGACCCACGUCGCUUUCGGCCGCUGGCUCAACUCGCCCGAAGGCUGGCAGUACCGCGACCAUCUUCGCCACACGAUCGGGCUGCGCGUCGAAGAGAUGUGGCCUGGCGUCUUCGACCGCGAUGCUGCCCAGACUGCUUCGCAGGCAAGCACUAGCCGAGGCAGGAAACGACCUGCUUCCUCCAGGCAGUAG